This is a messenger RNA of Mesorhabditis spiculigera, 1803 nucleotides long. Lineage: Eukaryota; Metazoa; Nematoda; Chromadorea; Rhabditida; Rhabditidae. The record is from the annotation of a GenBank genome assembly.
GUGCUCGAGUACAUCCGAUUGCCGCUGUGCGAUCCCAAAUUUUUGGUGUCUGUCGUCUCCGAGGAUCCGCUGGUAAAAGCCGACCCUGCCGCUCGAGAUCUCGUAGAUGAAGCCAAGAACUACCUGCUCCUCCCCCUCGAACGGGCCCAUAUGCAGGGCCCGCGGACGCGGCUACGACGCGCCGCGUACUGCGGCGAAGUGCUGUACUCGGUUGGAGGAUGGUGUUGCGGAGAAGCAAUUAAACACGUCGAACGCAUGAACCCCAACCAGCGACAGCCAAAGUGGGAGCAGGUAGCCCCGAUGAAGAAGCCGAGGUGCGGCGUCGGCGUCGCCGUCUUGAAUGGGCUGCUGUAUGCCGUCGGAGGACACGAUGGCGUUGCGUAUCUCAACUGCGUCGAAAGAUACGAUCCCGCGACGAAUCAAUGGGACAACACUGUCGCCCCAACAACCUCGUCCCGAACAUCGGUUGGCGUGGCGGUGCUGAACCGCUGUCUUUACGCCGUCGGGGGCCAAGAUGGCGUCAGCUGCCUGGAUUUGGUCGAAAAAUACGAUGCUCGCGACAAUAAAUGGACCCAGGUGGCCAGUAUGGGAACGAGGAGGCUUGGCGUCUCGGUUUCGGUGCUCAAGGGAUGUCUUUAUGCCAUCGGAGGUUCAGACGGGCAAAACCCGCUACGAACUGUUGAACGCUACGACCCCCGGACCAAUAAAUGGACGUCCGUGCAGCCUAUGAAUGUCCCUAGAAAACAUCUCGGAACUGCUGUGUUUGAUGGGAAGCUGUAUGCGGUCGGCGGGCGAGACGAUAAGCUGGAGCUCGAUUCUGCGGAAUACUACGAUCCCAUUACGAACGAGUGGCGCUUCAUCGUCGCCAUGCAGAGCCGACGAUCUGGGGUUGGCCUUUCGGUGAGCAAAAACAAGCUCUACGCCGCCGGCGGGUUCGACGGGAACUCUUAUCUGAAAUCUGUUGAGGUCUACGAUCCACAGGAGAUGUCCUGGCGCUUCCACAGCAACAUGAAUUUUCGUAGAUUGGGCGGUGGGGCCGCGACUAUCCCGAUGCUGAACGUGCAGGAAGAUAAAGCCAAAGAGCAGCAGGAAACAAGCGAAUCGGGGGAAUCGCCAGAAGUCGAGAAACGUGAAAUGGAGGACAAUUUACUUGGAAGAAUGCUGAUUCCCAAAUCACACCGGCGCGCAAUCUACGAAUACCUCUUCAACGAGGGAGUCACCGUCGCCGCCAAGGACCCCAAUGCCAAGACGCACCCGAACAUCGAAGGAGUCACAAAUCUCGAGGUCAUGAUGGCCAUGAAGAGCUUGGCCUCGCGGGAGUUGGUGAAGCAGCAGUUCGCCUGGCGCCACUACUACUGGUAUUUGACCAACGAGGGCAUCACCUACCUCCGCGAAUACCUGAAUCUGCCAGAAGGAGUCGUGCCCGCUACAGUCAAGAACAAGGCCAAGGAGCCCCGAUUGCCGCUCGGAGACCGCCCGUCCCGACCAGGCCCGAAGGCCGAGGGAGAUCGUGAUGCCUACAGGACGACCGAGAAGCAGACUGAUGCCGGACCCGGAGCUGCCCCCGUGCACGCCUAUUGCGAAACGCCAGAUAUCAUCAUCUGCGGAAAUAAGGCAGACCUGGAGAACCGACGACAGGUGAGCACAGCACGAGCCAAGCAGCUGGCCGAUCAGUUGGGACUGCCCUACUUCGAGACGUCGGCGUGCACGUCGACGAACGUCGAGCGGGCCGUGGAUUGUUUGCUGGACCUGGUGAUGCAGCGCAUUCAGCAGAGCGUCGAGACGAGUGCGGUUUCGACGGCC